This is a messenger RNA of Cetraspora pellucida, 906 nucleotides long. NCBI's taxonomy places the organism in Eukaryota, Fungi, Glomeromycota, Glomeromycetes, Diversisporales, Gigasporaceae. The record is from the annotation of a GenBank genome assembly.
AUGUAUCCUUUUAAAAAUCUAUGCGAAAGUCCAAAAGUGCUCCUUUAUAGUUAUGAUCGAAAUAAAACUGUGUUUGAUAUCAUAUCACCGCCAAAUCCAAAAGACUUUUCUAAUCCGGAUGGAUACUCCUUUACCGUCGUUACAGCUGCAAAUUUUAAUCAUUGGUGUCAAUUAAAAACUUGGAUAAGUCAUCUUAACACUAUUAAAUUACUUUUACCAAAAUAUAUAAAACCAAGAAUAAUAAUUUAUGAUUUGGGUCUAAAACGAGAACAGAAAAUUUAUAUUAAUGCAUUAAAAUCAGUCAAAUACUUCACCAAACUUCGUACUUUUAACUUCUCAAAAUACCCAGAAUUUUGGGAUCCUAAAAAUAAAACUUCAAAGGGUGAAUAUGGUUGGAAAGCUGGAAUUCUCAAAGAAAUUUCUAUGGAAUUCCCUGGAAUUCUGACGUGGGCUGAUACUGGAACUAUUCUUGGUCAAAGGAUCUUAGAAAACCUUCCUAAAAUUCUCAAAUUAUAUGAUGGCUUUCUUUCUCCAAGAAGUUCAGGCACCAUGGAUCAAUGGAUUCAUCCUGGCGUUUUCAAGUAUUUUAAUGAUGAUGCCAGUAAAUAUGUAAACCUUUCUAAUUGUAAUGCUGCUGCCCUGUUUUUUGAUACUAGGAAAACACAAUAUUUAAUAGACAAGUUAUACGAAUGUGCUCUUGAAAAAAAAUGUAUAGCUCCAAUGGGAAGUAGUAGGAUAAACCAUAGACAAGAUCAAGCUAUAUUGUCUUAUCUUGUUGUAAAUGACUACAGGAAAUGUGAGAUAAAAGUAUCCGAUUUAGAUAUAUUUACUCAUGGUAUAGAUAAACUUUGUGGGAAUGAUAAAAUGAUUGCAAAAUAUGUGGAGUCGAAUCGUCAUGAAAAAUGA